UCUCCUUUUUUUUUUUUCUCUUUUUUUUUCAGAUUUAUAUACAUAGAAAAAUGGAAAAGUGGCAAGGGUCUUUUGCACAAUCGCAAUUAGAAAAGUUUGGUUGGUCAAGUGGUGAUGGUCUAGGUAAACAUAGAGAUGGUAGAACCAAACAUAUUUCUGUCACUAAAAAGAGUGACAAGAAAGGCGUUGGUGUUGGCCAAAGUCAAUGGGAAUUUGCUUGGUGGGAUCACUUGUACAAUAAAAGUGCUAGCGAAGUCACUGUCGAAAAGGAUGAUCAAGAACAGAUCAAAGUCACCGCUAACAAAAAGAAAACCAAGACUGGUGAAACAAGCGAAAUGCGACGAUCAGUAACAGGUAUUAUUAGUACUGAACGUCCUACUGGAAAAACUAUCUCUACAACAUCAUCAACAACAACAACAUCCAUGUCUUCUAUGGCUAGUAUGGCCGAUCAGAUCAAUGAUACUGUCGACUCAAUGGUGAAAGAUCUUCAUGUCAAUGUUGCUCAACGGAUUGCUGCUAGUGCUUUAUAUGGUGGUUUUGUCAAGAGUUCAACUGGUGCUUAUGAUCCGUAAGUAAUAACGUUUAGCUAAUAGUGCUCUAUGAGACUCUUAACAUGUUAUUUUCUGUCUUUUCCAUUUUUUGACCCAUAUCAUAUUAGAUCUACACCCAAUACACCAAGCGAAACGACAACAAGCUCAGACAACAACAACGAUGAUGACGAUGAUGAAGAUGAUGAAGAACUGAAGGAUUAUUCGAUCAAGAUGACUGAUGCAGAAUUGUUUGCUGCUUGCGAAGGACGAACGGCAAGAAAAGGAGGACGUGGAUUGGUGGAACAAAAAGGAAAAUUUGCUCGUGUUAUGCAAGAAUACCUCCAGCAUACAGACGAAAACGACAAUAUCAAAUUGGAUCAUAGUACCAAGAAACGAAAAAGAGAUACCGACGACGAUGAUGAUGACAAGACAAAGAAGAAGGACAAGAAGAAGAAGGACAAGAAGGAAAAGAAGGAAAAGAAGAAGGAAAAGAAGGACAAGAAAGAA
This is a messenger RNA of Halteromyces radiatus, 1037 nucleotides long. RefSeq lists its product as uncharacterized. Gene Ontology annotation, molecular function: nucleic acid binding. Gene Ontology annotation, biological process: regulation of ribosome biogenesis. The record is from RefSeq and is a predicted model, not a curated record. Bases 51 to 572 code for a protein of 173 amino acids. Lineage: Eukaryota; Fungi; Mucoromycota; Mucoromycetes; Mucorales; Cunninghamellaceae. The transcript has 2 exons. Gene Ontology annotation, cellular component: nucleolus.